CGUGAACCGUUGCAGACGUGUUUUUUUCGUUUUGCGCCAUACGCCAACAACUCUUCCAAUACUUCGAGCGCGCGGUUUUGGAUGUGUAGUAAAUCGGACAAGUGUGUGUCGCUCGGUUGCUAUAAAAAUAACGCUGAAGUUCAAGUGUAUAGUAAUUGUUUACUUAUAACUCGUACAUGUGCAGCGUGAUUCCGAAUGAGACACAUUCAUUCCAAGUAUGGUGAUUUUUUAAUUGAGGUUCGACAGUGUCGGCAGUCCCGAGUUCCAAGUGCGCGCCACUUAGACCACGGAGCGGGUUGCUGUUCUACAGGUUUUAUAGCAUCCGUUGGGUGCAUGUGUGAAUGGGAAUGAUGAUAAUUCUUCGAUCGUCGACACAGACGACGACGACGACGGGGGAAGGCGCAGUAGUGUAAGACCCCCAAAAAGAAACAUUUGUAGACAUUUUAUUUUUCGAGACGGAACGGGUGAAGAAAACAACCGUCGGUCGCCCAGUUACUGGAAAGGGCAGAAGAGCGUAGAAGUCAGUGAAUGGGAACGGCGACGAUUUAAGAAAACCGAGAUAUUAGAAGCGAAUUCAGUCUCGCGCCCAGCCCAUAUAUCAGCAUCAGUGUUUAGGGGAAGAAAGCUGGCAAAGCCGUUUAAGUCCGGAAGAAUGUAAUAUUUUUAUGUGAUUUAGAGUGUGAUUCGAAAUGUGUACGUGCUGUUGGGGCGGCGUUGUGUUUUAAGUGAAAAUAAAUACGAUACAAAUUUUGUAACAGUGGAAGAGUUAUCCGAGCUUAGUAGUGUACUGGGAAGAACAUAACUUCAACUAGUAAACUCCAACCACUACCACAGGGCUUCGGCCUCUAAUGCCAGCAGCAAGGUAUCAAUCACAAGUGUCAUCACGUGGUUUUUCGGGAUGCCAACGCACAGACAGCUCUCUUCCUGAAGCCCAAAAUCGCGGCCGAGCUCGAAGAAAUAUGUGUCCCGCGAUAGCUGCGACAGCAUAUGCAAAUUUGCAAAACUCAUCAACUUCAGCGACGACCGAGUCGCUGGAAGAAAAAUAAACUACGCGCCUCUAACUAGUAGCGGCGGGAAAAAAAAAAGUGUCCAAGUGUAGUUUUAAGCCAAAAGCGUAUUCGACGACAGCGACGAGCAAAACGAGGUUGACAGUCAGCCACCGAUCGAACGGGAAAAAAGAUGCGCAAGACAGUUUCUAGUGUCUCACUCUGUGAAAGUCAUUUUUGUGCGAAAAGUUUCGGUGAAGUUUGACGUCGUAGAAGAGUUUUUAAGCGAGUGAGUCUUGUGUUAUUUUAUGGUCAAUUUCAAACCACUUUUGCGCGUCAACUUACUACUUAUGUUUAUGUUUGAUGCGUCCGAAAAGGCAGAGUGUGGUGAAAAUGUUUAGAAGAAAAAUGUACAGUAUAUGUUUGGAUAAGCGCAAAAUGUUGCAACCAUCUGUGAUAUAUUUGAUAAUAAUCGUACAAAUUGCCACGUGGAGCGGAACAGCAACUGUUUCUGCAAGCGAUUUGGAAGCCAACGAUAUGUACCACGACCUGAUAGUCCAGAGCGGGGCCCCCGAAAUUGUGUCCUACAAACCGGAGGUCGAGCUGGAGGUUAACUCCCAGUUCGAGAUGAUCUGCAAAUCAGCAGAACCGAUCCGGUGGCACAUCCGGCGCACCGAAGAUGAGAACAUCGAGGCACCGGAACUGAUUACAAUCUCCGAGGUGGAGACACAUGAUGAGAGUAAACCACACGGGAGCCGAGUUAGUAUAACGGCAGCAACGGCAGAAGUCGUCGGUCGGUAUUACUGUGUCUUCGAGUCGGCGGAGAAUGAAAACCAAGAUCUAGAGGAACUUGAGGAACAGUUCAAAGCUACCAGUACCUACAUCUUCGUCAAGGAUCCCAACAACCCAUUGGUUCCAGUGAAUCCAGUAGUAUACGCUAGGCAGUACGAGGACGUGGUCAUUCCUUGCAAACCCUCGUCGAAAGAUAUCCACGUGGAACUCGUUAAGGACGAACAAGAGAUGCAAAUCGACAACUACAAGUACACUGAAACCGUCGGCUUUGUGCUAACCCCGUACCGGUUGGACGAAAGCGGCCUUUACCUAUGCCGUCCCAAGGAGGAUCCGGACAAACCGAUACACUUCCAGCUGGAUGUGAUGGAAUCCUAUGAGUACGAACAAGCCGUUACGGAGUACAUUCAGCGGCCCCGGAUUGAGAGCCGAAGCGGGGAGUACAUCAAACAGGGUGAAACCCUCAAGCUCGUCUGCUCGCUGGACGUGUCCGAGGGCGUCAAGUUCGAUAUGAGGUGGUUCCUGCCGAACAAACAGCUGGCGCAGAAUGACACCCGAACAACGAUCAGUCGAAUAUCGGUAAUGUCGCACCCGCAACGGCCACAAUACACCAUUGGAACAUCCGAACUCACAAUCGAACAGACCACCGCUAGCGACACCGGUUUCUACAAGUGUGAAGCUCAAGACCAUCACAAACACGUGAACCAUCGGGCGGCUCGAAUCGUCAUCGUGGAACAGGGCGCCGUAUUCAUAAAUCUCACCGAAGACAAUAUGCUGGACUUGAUUAACACCACCAGCCGGCGACCCAUCAAAAUCGUGAUCAAGUACAGUGCCCACCCAAAGCCACUAUUCCACUGGGUGAGAGACGACAGUGAGGAAGCGUUGGAGGCGGGGGAUAAGUAUGACAUAUCCGAAAACAAUAAGCAAGUGACGCUUAUUAUCAAGCAUCCUAAUAUUUACGACACCGGCGUUUAUACGCUGCAUGCAGUGAACGAAGGUACCAAUGCCAGUUAUAACAUGAAGGUGUAUGUUAGGGAAAAACCUAUCCUGAAGAUGAACCCAAUCUUCGCACGUCCGAAGGAAAUGGUCACGUUCGUAUGUACUGCAAUCGGGUACCCCAAACCGAAUAUGCGUUUCGCUUUCAUUCCAUGUACUGGAGAACCAUGGACCAACUGUUCUAAGCCCAUCCAGUCAAAGAAUAUACGCGAAUACACCGCUCGAUUAGUCGCUUGGGCAGAGCCGGACGAGGUGGUCAUGCUGAGGGGAUUCCGUUUGCAGGAAAGCGGCAAGAACAGGGAUAUCAUCACCGUUGAGCAGUACAGCUUCCAGGCGGAUACGGCGGGAUAUGUGGGCUGCUACGCUUCCAACAGUGAAGGUCAAGACUUUGUGAAAGCCGAUCUGCUGAUCAGCGAUCUGGAGGAACCGGUCUCGAUCGUACAGGAGGCACCCAAAACGGAUGUCACCUUCGGAGAUCGUGUGUCCAUUGUGUGUGCGGCUUCGGUUUACAACUACACCAGCCAGAUAGCCUUUUUCCAGAACGACAUUGAGCUAACUGAUGAAAGUACAAAUGGAGUGUCGUUCGAGGCUUGGUACGAAACAUAUGCCUUCCGGAAAAGGCUGAUAAUCGAUGACGUUGCAAAGGAACAUGAAGGAGAGAUCCGGUGUCAGGCAAACGUGGCCAAUUCGGAUCUCAUCGAAAGCAAGGAAAUAAGGUUGAUCGUUCAUGUGCCGAUUCAACCGAAAAUUUUGGAAGGGAGUGACACCGUCGAGCUGGAACUGGGCAUGGGUGAUACCAAUCAGUUCCAGUGCAGCGUCGAGGGAAUGCCUCAACCGACGGUGGAAUGGUUAAAAGAUGGCAUGCCGAUGGAUUUCGAGAAUGAAACCAGAAUUCAACUAAUUAACGGGACGACGGUUUUCUUCCAGUUUUUAAAGGCAGAAGAUUCUGGUGAAUACUCAUGCCGUGUACAGAAUAAGGUCGGCCAUGCCGAAAAGCUGUGGAACUUACGGGUAAAAACUGUGACCAUUCGAAGAACCUGGAUAUAUUUAGUCCUCUCGCUGUUGAUAGUAUUAUGUUUAGCCGUUAUUCUAAUCUCAAUGUUUUACUAUAAGAAAAAGAAAGAAGUGAAGGCCAUGAAGGAAGCUGGCCUAGCCAACUUUGAAGAAGGAAACUUGGAACAAAUGAAUCCGGAAAUAUCGCUGGAUGAACAAGCGGACUUACUGCCAUACAAAAGCGAAUAUGAAUUUCCGAAGGAAAGGCUAAAACUCGGCAAGCAGUUGGGAGCGGGUGCCUUCGGUGUGGUAAUGAAGGCUACCGCUAGCGGGAUAAUGGUCAAUGAGGACGAGACGAUCGUUGCCGUGAAAAUGGUGAAGAAGCAAACCGAUAACGAAGUGAUGCGAGCACUGAUUUCGGAGCUGAAGAUCAUGGUACAUCUGGGACAGCAUCUCAAUGUAGUGAAUCUGCUGGGAGCAGUUACCAAAAACAUUGCCAAAAGAGAACUUAUGGUGAUUGUAGAAUAUUGCCGCUUUGGAAACGUUCAGAACUUCCUGCUCAAACAUCGACCCUACUUUAUCGACCAGAUCAACUCGGACACGGGUGAAAUUGAUCCCAGUAUCGAGAAGAACCAAUUCCGGUGGUCCAAAGCUGGCUACAUGUACAACAGUCAGGGCUUGAAAUAUGUUAAUCUUUCGUUUUCUACACACAACGUGAACAAUCACAACAACAACAACAACAAUACUCACCAACCUACGAACAACUAUCCGAUUUACUGCAACAACGUCAACAGCAACAAUUCGGCAAACUACACCAACCCGAAGAAUCAUCUCAAUUCGAAGGGGUACGUCAGGCAUUCCGGAAUCCAAAACAUGGCCAUGGUGGACAGCUGCAACACGGAAGCCACUGUGAUGACGUCGAUCGAAGGUGAAGAACUAAACACCAACAACACGGUCAACUCGAACGAACCGCUGUGGCGCUCCAACUAUGGUAUGGACUACAAAGGUCCUGCCCGAUCGGUAACCACCACCGAUCUGGUUUGCUGGGCUUCCCAGGUGGCCUCCGGUAUGGAAUACCUAGCGUCCCGGAAGGUCCUACACGGCGAUCUAGCCGCACGUAACAUUCUCCUGUGCGAUGACAAUGUUGUCAAGAUCUGCGACUUUGGGCUUGCCCGGUCAAUGUACAAGAGCGACAACUACAAGAAGAAGGGCGAAGCUCCCCUGCCGUUCAAGUGGCUGGCCCUGGAGUGUAUCAGUGAUAAUAUCUUCGGAACGUACUCAGAUGUGUGGGCCUACGGUAUUGUACUGUGGGAGCUGUUUUCAUUAGCUAAGGUCCCCUAUCCGGGAAUGGAAGCCAACCAGGAACUGUACAACAAACUACGAGAUGGUUAUCGGAUGGAUAAGCCACAGUAUGCCAAUCAGGACAUAUAUGAUAUUAUGUUAAACUGCUGGAAUGUUAAACCAGACACUAGACCCAGUUUCAAAGAUCUGAAAAGCCGGUUCAACGCAAUGCUGCCGGAGGAGCUGAGGGAUCACUACAUCGAUCUCAACGAGCCAUAUUUAGCGAUGAAUGCCGAAAAAGAGCAACGAGGUGAUCCAGACUAUCUCGCAAGUCUUGGCCCGCCGGAAGAACAGGCGCCAUCGGCGCCUCCAAAUUACGUCAACGGAAUCAUACUACCGUUACCACCCAUUUCCGACAAGCCAGACUAUCUGAAAAUGUCAACCACCAAGUCCGACUCUGAGGAAAGCCAGUUUGAUUUUGCCUCCUUCAACAACAGCCAACCGUCGCCAACGUUGAAGAACAAUCUGGACACCAGUCCCCAGCAGGGCAGUAAACGUCACAAGAAAAAGGGAAUUCCCGAGGAAAUCCCGAUGCUGCACAAUCACGGCAAAGGUUUCAAUUCCGAUUCGGAAACGGAAGCGACCAGCCCCGUGCCCACGGUACGCACAUCGAAAAUCCAGCAGCCCGAACACGAGUACACAAACCUUAAACGACUAGAUCGGACAGCCGACGACAAACCACAAACGACGAAUGACGCGUUCAGCAAUCCCGGCUACGUGAUGGUGAAAACGGUCAACGAGAAGAGAUUAAACUGAAUAUCCUGACGACGGUUGAUAGUGUAGGAGCAACCUGGGGCCGCACAAGCCAACCUCAAACUUACUUACUUGUUAGCACACUGCAACCGAUUGAGGCAAUCGGUUGCUGGUCGACCUCCUCGAGUUUUAUUAUAGAGAGUUAUUUUCGACUGAGAAACAAAAACUGUAUCAUUUUAGGAAAACCUAUUCAUUUGAAUGUGAAUCGGAUGUUGUAUGUACGUACGCUUCUGUGAGUAGAGCUAGUGGAGAUGAUUUAUUUACUGCUAGUGAAGUGAAGCGAGAGCUUUCCACGUUAUGCAAAAACGUAGCACUCUUAUAGGAAAUGCUUUUUUGGAAAAAGUUGCCUUAAAUGUUUUUACAUGAAAUACGAUUAUCUUUCUUAUUUUAACGAUGCACGUAAAUUAUUGAAAUAUAAUUUAGCUGGAAAAUGAA
This is a messenger RNA of Topomyia yanbarensis, 6293 nucleotides long. It is a transcript of the gene Pvr, whose product is annotated as vascular endothelial growth factor receptor 1. Lineage: Eukaryota; Metazoa; Arthropoda; Insecta; Diptera; Culicidae. Gene Ontology annotation, biological process: positive regulation of kinase activity; protein phosphorylation; cell surface receptor protein tyrosine kinase signaling pathway. Gene Ontology annotation, molecular function: ATP binding; transmembrane receptor protein tyrosine kinase activity. The transcript is spliced from 16 exons. Bases 1350 to 5861 code for a protein of 1503 amino acids. Gene Ontology annotation, cellular component: signaling receptor complex. The record is from RefSeq and is a predicted model, not a curated record.